Messenger RNA from Ilyonectria robusta, 1154 nucleotides. RefSeq lists its product as uncharacterized. The record is from RefSeq and is a predicted model, not a curated record. The transcript has a single exon. NCBI's taxonomy places the organism in Eukaryota, Fungi, Ascomycota, Sordariomycetes, Hypocreales, Nectriaceae. The coding region runs from base 1 to 891 and encodes 296 amino acids.
AUGAUCUCAACUUUGCGAUGCGCUGUCGCUUGGGCUUUUGUCCUGAUGGCUCUCGUAGGCUCUCCUUCAGAAGCCACAUCAGACGGCACUCAUGCAUACCCUUCCAUCGUUGCUCGAGAUUCUAGGCCAUGGCAAGCUAGACACAGAAUGACUUCUUCCGACUUCCAAGACGUGUUCGACAAGCUGGUUCAUGAAAAGUACCGUCUCACCUAUGUGAGCGGCUACACUAUCAACGAUGAUCCGCGUUUCGCAGCGAUAUGGGACCAAAAUGUUACUUCGGAUUGGGCAGCGAGACACGGCAUGACUGGCGCUGAAUACCAGGGUCAGUUCGAUGCUUUCGCUAGCAGGGGCUUCCGGAUCCGUCUCGUCAACGGAUACACCGUCGCUGGAGACGCUCGGUAUGCAGCCAUAUGGGACAAAUCUGCGGGCCCAAUGCCGAUCGCUAGGCAUGGCUUCAGCUCCUCUGAAUACCAGAAGGCAUUUGAUACUUUUGUCUCACAGGGGUACCGACUGAAGCAUGUCAGCGGCUACUCGCAAGGGAAUCAGGCGCAAUAUGCGGCGUUGUGGGAGAAGUCGUGGAAUAGCAGUGCAUGGGUUGCACAUCAUGGCAUGACGACGUCUGAGUAUCAGACGUUGUUUGAUAAGUAUGUGGGUCAAGGCUUCCGUCUUGUUCAUGUCAAUGGCUAUGUGGUCAACAAUGUGGAUUAUUAUGCUGCGGUUUGGGACAAAUCGCCAAGUGGCCCUUGGGUUGCGAGACAUCGGAUGUCGUCGGACGACUACCAGAAUGAGUUCAAUAAAUGGGUGGGUGGAGGAUAUCGGUUAAUGCUGGUAAGUGGGUAUACUUUGAACUCAGAUCAAGAUAUGUAUGCUGCACUUUGGAUCAAAGAGUAGUAAGGUUUUGGAUAUUUUUUAGGUACUCAAGGCGCAGUAUGCUCUCUAAACCGGAGACUUCAAGGAAAUUGUCAACGAAAUACAAUUCGCGACGAAGAGUUGCCUCGCUGUCCGUGCAAAUGUCGUAUGUGCACCAAACGUGACGAUUCAUCGAAACCCACAUGAUUAGACGGAAAGGUAGCUUGAUUGAAAUGGUACAUUCAUUCGAAAAGAGUCAGUUCAAUUCGAUGACCAACCCGCCGCCAGGCCGGGCAGAUUUUCAC